This is a messenger RNA of Halichondria panicea, 1045 nucleotides long. RefSeq names its product type 1 phosphatidylinositol 4,5-bisphosphate 4-phosphatase-like. The transcript has 9 exons. Gene Ontology annotation, molecular function: phosphatidylinositol-4,5-bisphosphate 4-phosphatase activity. Gene Ontology annotation, biological process: phosphatidylinositol dephosphorylation. The record is from RefSeq and is a predicted model, not a curated record. Bases 26 to 871 code for a protein of 281 amino acids. NCBI's taxonomy places the organism in Eukaryota, Metazoa, Porifera, Demospongiae, Suberitida, Halichondriidae. Gene Ontology annotation, cellular component: lysosomal membrane; late endosome membrane; plasma membrane.
AUUUUGAAAUUUGAUACACAGUCACAUGAUUGUCCUUUGCUCAGUCAGCCUAAAUAGUGUAUCUUCAAGCUCCUUUAUACCGUACCCCCUCCCUGGCCGGCCCUCUCUGAGAGAGAUGGAUGAGACUAAGCCACUACUGACGGGUCCCUCUCCUGUCGCCCCAAUAGAGCAGCCACCUCCCUAUGAGGAGCCUGUAGCCCCUGUACCGUACAACGUUGGUCUCAACUCUGGAGUCCCUCAAGUGGGCGGGGCAGUUCAGCCGCCCCCAUACUCUGUGGGGGGUAGUAGUGGGGGGCAGACCAUGUUCGUACAGUGUCGUGUGUGUCAGCACGUCAUUCACGUUGGCUCAGGAUCACAAACACGAGUCGUCAAGUGUGGAAACUGCCGAGAAGCCACACCCAUUGCCCCUCCCCCCAAUGGCAAGAAAUAUGUGAGGUGUCCCUGCAAUUGCCUCCUAACCUGCUCCAACACGGCCUCUAGAGUCGUCUGUCCAAGAGAGAACUGUAAGCGCACCAUUGGAGUGGGAACCAUUGACAUCCGACCAAUCAACACGGACCGAAUGAGAGUGGUGUGUGGACGAUGUCACAAGGCCAUUCUCUGGCCUGCCAAUGCUGCUGUUGCAAGAUGUCCUCACUGUAGAGCCAGGUCCUACCUGAGUAUACCUUGGAUGCGAUACCGAGCAUUUGCAUGCAUAAUCACUGGUAUUAUUCUGCUGAUCGUGGCUACUGCUCUCACAGCUGGGUUUUCUUACUGGGCCAGUAGUAAUGGAGGAAUCUAUGUUCUUUGGGUUGGUCUCUACUUGUCAGGACUAGCUGUUAUCAUUCGAGGUGUUUUCUACUGUUGUAUGACCAGAAGUGAGAUUGAACAUUAACCCUAGCUCCAUCUUUGUGUGGCCUCUCCCAGUAUCUGCUGUAGAGACUGUGUUUGUCAAUUGCAUGUGUUGUAAAAAAAUAUAAUAGAGUUGCUUUAAAUAUAAAAUAGAGUUGCUUUUUUGUGUUUAAAUGUUAUUUUAUUGCUGUAAUUAUAAUUAUUUAAAUUAUAUGAA